Messenger RNA from Penicillium cosmopolitanum, 705 nucleotides. RefSeq lists its product as uncharacterized. The record is from RefSeq and is a predicted model, not a curated record. The transcript is spliced from 5 exons. Lineage: Eukaryota; Fungi; Ascomycota; Eurotiomycetes; Eurotiales; Aspergillaceae. Gene Ontology annotation, molecular function: metallopeptidase activity. The coding region runs from base 1 to 705 and encodes 234 amino acids.
AUGAAGCAGGUGCUAUUCAUGUUCGAAGAUAUCAGUAAAGCAUUGAGCGCGACUAAUACAAAAUUUCAAAUGGUGAUCAAUUGUGCCGAUGAAUGGCUUGUCAACACGCACGAGGAAGGUGUACAGGGCUAUAUGCUGUAUCAUGAUACAAGAAUUACAGAUCGUCGGGUUCUCUUUGAGCACAAAGUGACCUGCCAUGAGACUUCCAAAGUGAACGGCUAUCAAUUUUUUCAUAAAUCAAAUGACAAGGAAGAGACCGUAUACUGUCCAAAGAGCUUCGAUAUGUGGGCCGGCAAGACGUUGGCUGAGAUUCAAGGCUCCUCCUUUCAAUCUUUGAGGGGGAAGCCCCUGCAAUACGUGAAGAAGUAUGCUGCGGCCAGCACAGUAUUUCACGAAACCUCCCACUCUUACAAUGUCCUCAAUGACUGGCAAACAUUUGACUACUCAAUUGUUUGGAACGGGAGGCAGGAAGCAGUUUAUGGCGCACUCCUUGCCCGAGAGUUCGCCAGGGUAUUCGAUGUUAAAAGCGAGAGAGCCCCCAUUAAAAAUGCAGAUACUUUAACAGUUUUUGCACUUGGGGUGUAUUUUGGCCAGUGCAACUGGGCUAAUCCUCAAGAUCCCGGUAAAUGCUCUGGCGACUCGCCAGAUCCCAUCUGCCCGAGAGGCGAGGAUGGCGAAAGACAUUGCGUCAGUUUUUUUGAUUGA